Molecule: messenger RNA, 3377 nt
Organism: Hemiscyllium ocellatum (epaulette shark)
Lineage: Eukaryota; Metazoa; Chordata; Chondrichthyes; Orectolobiformes; Hemiscylliidae
Product: zinc finger protein 271-like
Exons: 2
Coding region: 681-1613 (310 amino acids)
Biological process (GO): regulation of immune system process; negative regulation of transcription by RNA polymerase II; regulation of cytokine production
Cellular component (GO): nucleus
Molecular function (GO): RNA polymerase II cis-regulatory region sequence-specific DNA binding; DNA-binding transcription factor activity, RNA polymerase II-specific
Source: RefSeq, a predicted model, not a curated record
UAAUGUCUUCAAAUGGUUAUGUUUAACAAUCUGGUUAACAUAUAACUGGCCUCUUAAAAAAUCUGGAUUGUUGGUGGGAGAGGUUUGAGACAGCUAGUGCUUUGGAAUGACAGCUCCCAUGUGUGAGCACUAGAGGAUAAACAGAAGCAGGUGACCUGGUUUCAAGUCCAUAUGAAGAUGUCUGGUGAAAGAGAAUUAGGUGAAAUAUUCCUGGCGCACAUCACACUGGAAAGGUCUGUCUCCCAUGUGGGUUCACUAAUGGUCAUGGAGACAGAUGAUGACAUCUAAGAAUAUAGAUGGUAUAGAUUUGCAAACAGAUCCUGACCAUCAUCCAACUACACAACUAUGGGAAGAUAUCCCUUAAAGACACUGCUCACAGAAGAUUGGGAAGUGAAACCAUCCUCUGGAAAAUCAAUCGAAUCAGGGGAACUCUGACUAUCACCAGGUCUGCAAUACUAUGGAGCCUUCCAUCAGAACCAGCUUUUCCAAGUGUUUGGCUAUUGGUGAUUGGUUACGAUGAGGCUGGGAAGAGGUAUGAUUGGACUCAAAGUGUGAUGAGAAUUUAAUCAUUCAUUGAGCCUCAUGAACCACUGACUCAUUCCAACAGUUGAGAGGCUGUUCAAAUAUGAGGAGGGGCUGCAUGAGAUCUAUAAUGCUGACUGCAUCUGUUCAGUAGCCACAUGGAAGAGAAACCAUUCAAGUGUGAGGUGUGUGACCAAAUCUUCACAAGAUCAUCAGCCCUUGUGAAACACCAACGGAUUCACACAGGGGAGAAACCUUUCACAUGCAAGGUGUGCAACAAAUCAUUUUCACAGUUAACAAACCUCCACAGACAUCAACGGAUUCACACAGGAGAGAAACCAUUCACAUGUAGGGUGUGCAACAAAUCAUUUUCACAGUUAACAAACCUCCACACACACCAACGUGUUCACACACAGGAGAAGCCGUUCUCUUGUGACAUUUGUAACAAAGCUUUUAAGCGGCCAUCAAACCUCCUGCUCCAUCAGACAACACACACAGGGGAGAAGCCCUUUAAAUGUAAUGUUUGCAAUAAAGCUUUUGCAACAUCUACAAGGCUACUGAAGCAUCAGACUGUUCACACUGGAGAGAAACCCUUCAGGUGUGAGGUGUGUGACCGAGCCUUCACACAGUCAUCGACACUUGUGAAGCACCGACGCACUCACACUGGAGAAAAGCCUUUCAAUUGUGAAAGGUGUGAUAAAUCUUUCACUCAGUUAUCCACCCUCCAGGACCACCAAAACAUUCACACAGGUGAGAAGCCAUUCACAUGUAAGGUGUGCAACAAAUCAUUCUCAUGGUCAACGCAUCUCCGUGUACAUAGACGCAUUCACACGGGGGAGAAACCGUUCUCAUGUCAGGUAUGCGACAAAUCAUUUUCUUGGUCAAAUGCCCUCCUUGAACAUCAGCGCAUUCACACAGGGGAGAAACCGUUUACAUGUGAGGUGUGUAACAAAUCAUUCUCACAGUCAUCAAACCUUCGUGCACACCAUCGCAUUCACACGGGGGAGAAACCAUUUACAUGUGAAAUGUGUGACAAAUCCUUUGCACAGUUAGCAAGUCUCCUGCGACAUCAGACAGUCCACACUGACUAGAGGUGCUUCGGAUGUUAUAUGGGCUCUGCACGACCAUCAGACCUGGUGGAACACCAAAGCAUUUACACGAGUGAGAAAUCAUUGUGCAAGGUGUAUGACUCAGUGAGCUGUGCCCAAAUCAUUGUCACUUUCAAAAAAACCUCUACAGAGCUAACUCAUUCAAAUAGGAGACAGAGUGUGCAAAAAAUCAUUGACAAUAAUUAAAACUCUUGCCCCAUCAGCAGUGUUACUCUUAAAGUAGUGUGAGAUUUGUAUUGAAGUUUUUGUGGUAUCAUCAACCUUCCUGGGACUGUUGGGGAUUCACAAAAAGACACACUUAAUUUGUGAGAUGCAUGACAAAGCUUUCAUACAAUCACCUCAUCUACAACAUAGGACAUGUCUCAGCUGUGAGUCUCUAUUGUCAUACAACAUUCACUGUCUGGGUUUCCACAUGCUGAAUGGCCAUUUCAACAGAGCACUAAAAGUCAAUCAAUGUCCAUAGUUUGUACUCUAGGUCAGUCCUUGAGGACUGGAAGGAAUGUGACAAGGAAAAAGAGGCCAUCAACUACAACAAGUUAUCAUUAUACAGAACCUUUAGUGUUGUAAAAUACCCAAAAGAGUUUCAUAGAGACAUGAUGAGACAACAUGAGGACAGAGAAAGAAAUAUUUGGAAAGGAUGAUAUAAAGCACAGUUAAAGAGAUGGAAUUUAAGAAGCGUGUGAUGUCAAAUGAGAGAGCUAAAGAUGCAGAGAGGUUUAAGGAGAAAAUUCAUGGAGUCUAGGUGGCUGAGGACACAGCAUAUUGAAAAUGGGGAUGUUACAGAGGAGAAAGUAUGUGAUCUUUGUGAUGGAAUGGUUUCUCUAAUUACUGUAUCAACUAAUUAAUCAACUUAAAUACUUCAAUAGAUUAUCUUUUAAUUUUCUACAAUCAAGGAAAUUCAAGCUGAAUGUGUAACUCAUCCUCAAUUUAACCCUUUUAGCAUCAAGAACAUUCUGGUGGAUCAGCCCAUAGACUGCAGUGGUUCAAGAGGCAGUUCACCACCACCCUCUCAAGCACAAUGAGGGGUGGCUAAUAAAUAACAAAAACAGAAGUUGUUAGAAAAGCUCAGCAGGUUUGGCAGUAUUUGUGAAGAGAAAUUCAAAGUUAAUGUUUCAGCUCCACCCCUCCAGCCCUCCUGAGUUUUUCCAGCAACUUCUGCUUUUGUUUCUGAUUUAUAGGAUCCACAGUUCUUUUAGCUUUUAUUUAGUGGCUAAUAAAUGCUGGUCCAGCCAGUGACAUCCACGUCCUAUGAAUGAAUUCCAGAAGUCUGCAGUGCGCUGAGCUGAAUGAUUACUGACCAGUUGUUCUAAUAUUGUUAAAAUCCAUGAAGAAAUGCUCAAUAACUAAGUAUUAUAUUCCAUUCACUAUUUACCUAUCAACAUCAGAUUACUUGGAGCUUCUGAUGAUGAACAUUAGAUCUCAGGGCCUUGUACAGUCACUUUUACUUUUCAUCCUCGACAUGAAUGAUUGCCAGAGUAAGAGUCAUAAUGACCUUGAAGUUAACAUGGAACACAUGGUCUGUCUCAGGAAUAACGGCAGGAACUCAGUUUAAUGAAAUGGUAUGAUAACAAUUUCCUCAAGCUUAAUGAAACCAAGAUAAAAAAACGUGGUUGUAGCCUUUAGGCUAAAGCAAUUUAUAAUAUUGUUGCUAUGAUGAUUCAGGAUGUAUAUUAAAAUAGUUUUUAAAAAAAAUCACAUAACACCAGGUUAUAGCCCAACAGGUUUAUUUGGAAGCACUAGCUUUUG